Messenger RNA from Lotus japonicus, 456 nucleotides. RefSeq lists its product as uncharacterized. The transcript is spliced from 2 exons. NCBI's taxonomy places the organism in Eukaryota, Viridiplantae, Streptophyta, Magnoliopsida, Fabales, Fabaceae. The record is from RefSeq and is a predicted model, not a curated record. Gene Ontology annotation, molecular function: zinc ion binding. The coding region runs from base 1 to 456 and encodes 151 amino acids.
AUGGGAAGUUCUAGCUCAGGGAUGAACGAUGGAGUGCCCCAUUGCAAGUGUGGUGAAGAAGCAGUGGUUAGGGUUUCCAAAACUGAUGCCAACCCAGGAAAACCCUUCUAUAGCUGCUAUCUACCAAAGGGUCAUUUAUCUAAUUGCAACUUCUUUCGAUGGGUUGAAGAUGGAAAUGAAGUUGAAUCGAAUGCCCCAAACUGUAUGCAGAAUGAAGAAGUUGUGAGGGUGUUGAAUGAGAUUUCUCUGAAGAAUGCAGUGUUGAUGCAGGAGGUGGUGCUUAUGAAGGAAGCUAUUUUGAAGAAAAAUGAGAUGGUGAUUGAACAAAUUAGGUACAUGAAUGCAGCCAUGUGCAAGAACAAUGACCUUGCAGCUCAACAAGUUCAAUUGAUGAGAAUUUGUGUCAUAUUGAUGACUUUGUUUGUGUUUGUAAUGAUGAUUGGGAAGUUCAUGUAA